Messenger RNA from Strongylus vulgaris, 246 nucleotides. The record is from the annotation of a GenBank genome assembly. Lineage: Eukaryota; Metazoa; Nematoda; Chromadorea; Rhabditida; Strongylidae.
AUGUGUAGAGACGAUGGAAAUCGGCAUACGGCCAGUGGUCGAACCAGUUGCCGAGCCGGAGAUGCGCUGAGCGAGAGCACAAGGAGAACACGUAAAGAUCUUCGUUCGCUUUUCUAUCCACCUGAUGCAAAUCCGAGCCGGUUUAUCAUGGAGAAGCAGGGCAUCCAUUUCAGUUCAUACCUGGGAGUCGUCGCAAACACUCCGUGUACAGAUAAAGAAAGUGAUGUUGAUGCUGCUAGAAAUUAA